Notechis scutatus (mainland tiger snake) is the source of this 1629-nucleotide messenger RNA. The record is from RefSeq and is a predicted model, not a curated record. NCBI's taxonomy places the organism in Eukaryota, Metazoa, Chordata, Lepidosauria, Squamata, Elapidae.
AUGGUGAUGUUGGGUGAUCUUCACAGCCUGGACUUCGCCUCUCGGGCAAAACUGGCCAUCCAGAAUUUGGUGCAGAAAGUCGGAUUUUUCGGCAUCCUGGCAUGCGCUUCUAUUCCCAACCCUCUCUUCGACUUGGCCGGGAUAACAUGUGGACAUUUCCUGGUUCCCUUUUGGACCUUUUUUGGAGCCACCUUGAUCGGAAAAGCCAUCAUCAAAAUGCACAUCCAGAAACUUUUUGUGAUCAUCACCUUCAGCAAACACAUAGUGGAACAGAUGGUCUCCUUAAUUGGCUCGGUGCCUGGCAUCGGGGCAUCUCUGCAAAAACCUUUACAAGAAUACUUGGAAGCUCAGCGGAUCAAGCUGCACAGCAAAGCCAAUGAGGCCCCCCAGGGUGAAAACUGGUUGUCCUGGACAUUUGAGAAAUUGGUUAUAAUUAUGGUGUGCUAUUUUGUCUUGUCCAUUAUUAACUCCAUGGCCCAAAGUUACGACAAGCGUGUCCAGCAACGCAUGAACUCCGAGAGGAAAGCGAAAUGAGCAGGAUCAGGAAAAGGGAGGGAGGGAUUCCCACCCACCCCAACUUCCACUGGAAUAACCAGCCUUGCGUUUAAUAAUAGUCAUCAUCAUCAUCAUCAUCCUCAUUUGCAAAAGAGGGGCGGGGUUAUGGGGGGGAGGGCGGGUAAGGCUGGACUCUCUGGUUUCAGUAACUCUGCCGUUAGUUACGGUUCCCGCAGGCCACUGUCUCCACGUUAAAAGGUAGCAGAUGCAUCCCUUGUUUCGAUGUUAAUUAAUUAAUUUGUUUUCUACAUAUGUGCUUUCCCCCCCACUUCCGAAUUGACUACAUGGCUGGGUUUAGGAUUGGGGUGGUUUUUUGUUUUUUUUCCUCCCUCCCCCCUUGCUUUUUUUCCUCAUUUUUAAAGAAAAGUUUCUGGCUUUCCAGAACUUUUAGGGCUACUGUCCAUGAUGUUUAACGUUCAGCCUCUCCUUGAAGGGUGCAAAAGCCAUCUUCAUCUUAACCUGGGCGAUCUUAAGAUUUACUAGGGAUGGGGUGGUGGCCCUUUUGACAAACAUCUGGAAAUUCCCCCAUGUCAUGUUCACGGAAAGGGUGGGGAGCUUCAUUCUUCUUUCCCUUGGGCCUGUUUAGAAGGGCAUUAAUCAACACCCUCUCAGAUCAUUCCAGACUCCCCUGUUUUGGGUCUUUUAAAACUGUCCUGAGUCCUUCCUCCUUUUUGUGAGUGUGUCCGUAUUCCGGUUAAAUCCUCCCCUCCCAAUUUUUUUUAUUUUAUUUUAUUUGUAGUUCCUCUGCAACAAUCUUUCAAAAAAAAACAAAAAACCACCCUGUUUUGAAUGAAUGCUUGCUCUUGCUCCUUUGCAAGUUCUCCUCGGUUUUUGGAUUUUCCCACUCUUUGCUCAGAUCAAAGAACUAAACGGGGUGGGAUUUUUUUUUUUUUUUUGGACAUUGUUCAGUUAUUUUUAUUUAUUUAACUGACCCGGUAGCCCCGAUACCUGGAGCAUCCUUGUGUUGGAUUUUAUAAAAAAUGGUUUAACUCUCGCCGUGUUUAGGAAACGCAAGAGGAAGUUGGUUUGUAAGGUGCAAGGAAAGGUAACUGGAAUAAACAACAUUCAAAGAUA